Helobdella robusta is the source of this 1323-nucleotide messenger RNA. RefSeq lists its product as hypothetical. The transcript is spliced from 13 exons. Bases 1 to 1323 code for a protein of 440 amino acids. The record is from RefSeq and is a predicted model, not a curated record. Lineage: Eukaryota; Metazoa; Annelida; Clitellata; Rhynchobdellida; Glossiphoniidae.
AUGAAUGAGGGCUCUGAACUUUUCAGGAGUAAUAGUAAUGGUGAUGAUGAUUAUGAUAGUGAUACAGUGAAUCAGUAUGCAGGCAAGAAUUUGAAACGAGCCGAUAGAAUUUAUGGAUGGGGGUCUGCCUCUACUGGAGCUUUAGGUGUAAAGACAUUGGUGAGGCCAGAGAAACAUCAAAAGACGAGAAAAGUUCAGUUAACACCUCUCAAAAUUGAAAUUAUGGCAAAAAGGAAAUUAAAAGUGAAAGCAAUGGGUUGUGGGUACGGCUUCACAGUGUUUGCAUGCGAGGAUGGCUCAACAGGACAGAUGCAUGUCUAUGGCACGGGUCUCAACACAGACUCACAAAUUGGCUACCAUGAAUAUCCGAGAAGAUCAGGCCGGGUGUUGGAGUUGUUGAUUGAACCAUCAGAAAUCCAAUUGCCCCUUCAGAACAGAUCAACGAGAAUCACACACGUGGCCUGUGGACGAGCGCACACAGUCAUCGUCACUGAUGGCGAAGGAGUUUUCACAUUAGGCAACAAUUCUCUUGGUCAGUGUGGUAGGAAGAUAAUUGAGAGCGAGAUAUUCAGAGGCAGCCAGUUGGUUAACAGGAUCGAUUUCAAAGAAAAAAUUAAACAGGUGGUAUGUGGACAGGAUCAUACCCUGCUAUUGACUGACGAUGGCAGGCUGUUUGCCUGUGGACUUUCAACUGAUGGACAAACAGGUCAAGGCCAUUAUGAAUGUGUUGAAAAUUUUGAGGAAGUCGUUGGGGAUGUGAAAGGAGAGAAAAUUGUGCAGGUGUCAUCGAAAGCUGACACUGUCCUCGCUGUUUCUGAGAAGGGUGAUUUGUUUGGUUGGGGCAACAAUGAAUACGACCAGUUGGAAAUAGUUGCUCCAGAUGAGACACAGUUGCACACACCUCGUCAUGUGCGACUGCGGCCUGACGUCGGACCUGUUAAGAAAACCUGCACCGCUGGCUCCACGUGUGCAAUCCUCAAUCGUAAAGGUUUGGUCUAUACAUGGGGAUAUGGCAUACUUGGUAGAGGUCCAACAGUGGACAGAUCUGCUGUACCGCAUGUCAUUCCUCCCAUUUUGUUCGGCAACACUGACUACAAGACGGGGGACGCUGCUGUCACUGAUCUUCAGUGUGGUCUCCAUUUUUUCACUGCUUUAACAUGUAGUGGUGACCUUUAUACAUGGGGAAGGAACAGGUUGGCGUGUCUGGGGCUGGGUCACGUUAACGAUCAAUAUUUUCCGUUGAAAACUCACAUCCCGGCAGAGGUCAAACAAGUGCAUUGUGGAGUCGAUCAUGCUGUUGUCUUAUGCAAAUCAUUUGUCUGA